Lampris incognitus (smalleye Pacific opah) is the source of this 2307-nucleotide messenger RNA. Its product is annotated as androgen receptor-like. Bases 7 to 2307 code for a protein of 766 amino acids. The record is from RefSeq and is a predicted model, not a curated record. Gene Ontology annotation, molecular function: zinc ion binding; sequence-specific DNA binding; DNA-binding transcription factor activity. NCBI's taxonomy places the organism in Eukaryota, Metazoa, Chordata, Actinopteri, Lampriformes, Lampridae. Gene Ontology annotation, biological process: male gonad development; regulation of DNA-templated transcription. The transcript has 9 exons.
AAUAACAUGAGCCAAACUAAUCGACAGGUACUAUCUCGCACGGAAACAUGGCCAGGAGGAGAAGUGGAGGAGGGCGGCAGGGUACCAAACUUCUCCGUCGCAACUGAAAGUGGGGCAAGUCAUGCUCACUUGGCGAAGAACUCAACAAGGAAGACUGCGUUGAACGAGUCCGGUAAUGCGGGCGCAACGUUUUACAGAUCCGGACAGUGUAACAUGGACCAACAUUGCUGUCAAGCAGCCGCCUCUCGCCCCGGAGACGAGUUAGACGCUGACAUCCGUGUGGCCAACGGCUGCCCCGGUUUCGCCUGCGCCACGAUCUCCGAGACGGCACGAGAGCUGUGCAAAGCGGUGUCUGUGUCUCUGGGCCUGGCCAUGGACUCCAAUGACACCAGCGACCUGCACACCCAUCUUGCACCGUCUAUCGCCUCUGACCAAAUGCGCGGGGACUAUUUAUUUGGAAACGCGCAGUUGAACUGCGCCCGAGCCCACGCAACCAUCUCUGAAUACAAGCGCCCCGACGGCGACGACCGGAGAAUUGAUAGCAGCAGCAGCAGCAGCUUGCUGAAACUGAAAAGCCCGGAGGAUGCUGCGGCUCUGCGACAUCUCCGCUACAACCUGGCAUCUGUAAACGAAUCGGUCGACUUCAGACUCGGCGAGACUGACGGCACAACUUCCAAAGAGAUAGUUCCUCUGGACGCGGCGCGCCCUGUCUCUUACCCCCCCUUUGGCGCUUUGGCUGCGGAGGACUUCGCACACCUGGGUCAAACAGAAAGAGCGCCUCGUGCCUACAAGCCACCGAAUCUAGCAAGUAACAUGUGUGGCGCUAUGGAAGACAAAUAUGCCGAUUACCUUCAAGAGCAGUAUAGUAUCAAAGUCAAAUCCGAGGUCGUUACUAGUGACACUGCCGGGACGUUAUGGGGCACCAAUUAUACUUACAGCGACAAUAGCUAUAUCCAGUUUGGGGGGUCGAGGCGGUGCGUAAAUACGCACGGCGCGGGAGCAAACGCCAACUUCAUAUGCAAUCCAUAUGAGAGCGGCGUCUCGCGCCGGGAAAGUGCAACGCAUGAGCAAUGGUACCGCGGCGGGAUGCUGGCCGGGUCCCCCUAUCCCAAUACCAGCUAUAUGAAAAAUGAAGCCGGUGACUGGCUGGAUGUCUCGUACAACGAUGCCAGGUUCGAGAGCAACAGAGAUCACAUGUUUCCAAUGGAGUUCUUCUUUCCACCACAAAGAACUUGUCUGAUUUGUGCAGAUGAGGCAUCUGGCUGCCAUUAUGGGGCACUCACCUGUGGCAGCUGUAAAGUUUUUUUCAAGAGAGCAGCAGAAGGCAAACAAAAAUACCUAUGUGCAAGCAGAAAUGACUGUACCAUUGAUAAGCUAAGAAGGAAGAACUGCCCUUCAUGCCGGCUUAAGAAGUGUUUUGAAGCUGGAAUGACUCUUGGAGCACGUAAACUAAAGAAGAUUGGUCAACUGAAGAGCUCUGAAGAGGAGACUCCUGUUCAGGAGACAGCAGAGGUUACCCAGCUAAUCACACCCAAAUCUGGACUGAACUUCCACACUCAGCUGAUGUUCCUCAACAUUUUGCAGUCGAUUGAGCCUGAGGUGGUGAAUGCAGGACAUGACUUCAACCAGCCGGACUCCGCUGGUGCUCUACUCAGCAGCCUCAAUGAACUCGGAGAGCGACACCUAGUGAAAGUGGUCAAGUGGGCAAAAGGUUUGCCAGGGUUUAGAAAUUUACACGUGGAGGAUCAGAUGACUGUCAUUCAACAUUCAUGGAUGGGGGUGAUGGUGUUUGCCUUGGGAUGGAGGUCCUAUAAGAAUGUCAGCGGCAGAAUGCUUUACUUCGCCCCUGAUCUCAUAUUCAAUGAUCAUCGCAUGCACAUCUCGAACAUGUAUGAGCACUGCAUACAAAUGAGACAUCUUUCCCAGGAGUUUGCCCUGCUGCAAAUCACCCAGGAAGAGUUCCUAUAUAUGAAGGCCUUGCUCCUCUUCAGCAUUAUUCCAGCUGAUGGUCUCAGGAGUCAAAAGUACUUUGAUGAGUUGCGUCGCACGUACAUCAAUGAACUGGAUUGCCUCAUUAACCAGGGGAUGAAACCUAACUACUCCCGGAGAUUCCACCAACUCACCCUCCUCAUGGAUUCUCUUCAACCUAUCGUAAGACAACUCCAUCAGUUUACAUUUGACCUUUUUGCCCAGGCCCAAUCAUUGCCCAUGAACGUCAGCUUUCCAGAGAUGAUUGCAGAAAUCAUUUCAGUAUAUGUACCAAAGAUCCUGGCAGGCUUGGCGAAACCAAUCCUGUUUCACAAGUAG